Molecule: messenger RNA, 1125 nt
Organism: Pochonia chlamydosporia 170
Lineage: Eukaryota; Fungi; Ascomycota; Sordariomycetes; Hypocreales; Clavicipitaceae
Exons: 1
Coding region: 1-1125 (374 amino acids)
Cellular component (GO): fungal-type vacuole
Source: RefSeq, a predicted model, not a curated record
AUGAGGCCCACCAAUUAUCUUCCGGGGCCGUCGAUGCUUCUCUCUGCCAUCCUCUUAGUUGCCCCUGCGAUGGGCCAGAAGGACGAGAAAGACACGAAUUCCAAGCAGGAUGAAACUCCUUCGUCAACGCCUUCAGCAAAGGACACUGGGAAGACGACAACGUCACCGACUCCGAGCAAAGAAACCAAGUCUACCGAGACUACCUCAGCUACGAAGCAGACCAAAGUCUCCAUCUCGAACACCGGUUCUCUCGUGACCAAGGACCCUACCGGUAACCCAACGAUCACGGGCGGCCCAGCCCAGACGACUGGUGGUGAACUGACGGGAUUUCCUACGCUGACCGGCCCUGGAGUUAUUCCAACCUACCCGCCCCCCAGCGUACCGCCAACGAAGAACGCGCCCUUUAUGCAGCAGUCAAAUCUACCUGACGGCACCGUUUUCAUUGCCGUGGGGGCCAUCCUCGGCGCGCUUGGACUGGCACUUCUUCUUUGGCGCAGCAUAGUCAGUCUCAUGCUUCAUAGAUCCGUUGCGCGUGCCGCCAUGGCCCAGCACAAUGGCGAUAGCAAAGCCGGCUUCCCUGCUCCACCUGCUCCGUUCUACAAAUACACCGAUCACGCAUCAACCAUGUCUGUCGGUGGCGGCGGUGGUGCUACUUCUGCUGCAUCCGCUGGUCGUGGCGUUCGCCGGACGAACCGUGGGCCAAUUCCUUCAUCGACUCCCAGUCAGUCCAACUUGUUCUUUUCCCCCACAGCCGGAGCUGGUGCAUCAUCAAACCGCGGGUCAUCAUUUUUGCCCUCCGGCUUCUAUGCCGCCGGCACCAGCUCGCCCGGAGGUGGUAACCAGACGAACUCGAUCAAUCUGUCCAACCUUCGCCCGGACUCGCGAGGCCACUAUGCCAACGCUUCCCGAAACACCAUGGAUAUUUCACCCCCCGAUUCUCCACGCGUCGCUGCACGUCGGGACAUGAGCAGCAGCUCCUUGAAUGUCAGCCUCGCACCAGGCCAGCGUGCCCCCAGUGCCUAUCUCGACGACUUGUUAACAGACGAUCCAAAUGCGUUCCCGCCUCCUCAAAUGCCACCCUCCGCUGGACCCCGCCGUUCUGGCAGCCCAGCUAAUCGCUUCUAA